Molecule: messenger RNA, 12062 nt
Organism: Pteropus alecto (black flying fox)
Lineage: Eukaryota; Metazoa; Chordata; Mammalia; Chiroptera; Pteropodidae
Gene: ALPK3
Product: alpha kinase 3
Exons: 14
Coding region: 1-4878 (1625 amino acids)
Biological process (GO): cardiac muscle cell development; protein phosphorylation
Cellular component (GO): nucleus
Molecular function (GO): protein serine/threonine kinase activity; ATP binding
Source: RefSeq, a predicted model, not a curated record
AUGCCAGUUAGGGCCAGCUUAUCAAGCAGCCGGUUGUCUCACCCCAGCUCUGGAAGGAGCACCUUCUGCUCCAUCAUUGCUCAGCUAACAGAGGAGACCCAGCCACUAUUCGAGACCACGCUCAAGUCCCGGGCUGUGUCCGAGGACAGCGACGUCAGGUUCACCUGCAUCGUCACAGGAUACCCAAAGCCAGAGGUGACCUGGUACAAGGAUGACAUGGAGCUAGACCGCUACUGUGGCUUGCCAAAAUACAAGAUCACUCAUCAGGGCAACCGUCACACACUGCAGCUCUUUAGGUGUCAAGAAGACGAUGCCGCCAUCUACCAGGCCUCUGCCCAGAAUUCCAAGGGCAUAGUGUCCUGCUCCGGCGUCCUAGAGGUGGGCACCAUGACUGAGUACAAGAUCCAUCAGCGCUGGUUCGCCAAGCUGAAGCACAAGGCUGCGGCAAAGAUGCGUGAGAUUGAGCAGAGCUGGAAGCACGGGAAAGAGGCAGCAGGAGAGGCCGACACCCUGCGCAAGCUCAGCCCCGACCGCUUCCAGCGAAAGCGGCGGCUGAGUGGGGCUGAGGUGCCAGUCCCCUCGGCUCCGACUAGAGAGGCUGAGGACAGCACCCAGGUGGCUUGGCAAGAGGUGGGGACUGAGUCUAGUCAGCACCCCGGUUUGGGCCUGAUGAACAAUUUUUCCUCCGGAGAGGUUACCACCAAUGGGGAUGCUGCCCCUGAGAAUGGGGAGGCUGGGGAGCACGGCCUGUUGACAUACAUCUGUGAGGCCAUGGAGCUGGGGUCUCAGAGAGCCCCCAAAAAGGAGUCUGGGGCCAAGAAGAAAAAGAAAGAUGAGGAACCUAAGCCAGGCCUACGGAAGCCAGAGUUAGAGAAGGCAGCGCUAGGCGACCAUUCUGAAAACUGUGGCCCCAGUACAGACAAGCCUGACUCUUGUGGGACACAGAGGCCCAUGGACACAGAGCAGGUUCACACCCAGCCCAGAGGUAGGGCUACGCGGGGGCCUACGUCUUCCAGAGUAGAUAGUACCAGGAAGCCAGCUUCUGCCAUGGGCUCUCAAGACCAGGCCCAGAAUGCCUUGCCCGCAGCCCCUCAUGGGGAGGGGGUGUCCCACACCCCAAGUGGCAGGGCGCCUGGAGAAAUGCCCUCAGGGAAGAUGCCCGGUGAGGCCACAGGUGAGAGGGGGCCUACUGCUCCUGGCCAGCCCACACCCUCAGCCCCCCAGCCAAAUAGGCCUUUCAACAGGAAGAGAUUUGCCCCUCCGAAGCCCAAAGUGGAGCCAACUGCCAACAGCAAGCCUGAUUCUUCCAUGAGUCAGGCUCCAGGACCUGGAGCCCAGAGCUUAGGGAAGGCCCCACCUGAGGACUCUCCCCAAGUGCCCACACCCCCUGCCCGGCGGAGACACGGCACCCGGGACAGCCCCCUGCAGGGACAAGCAGGCUACAGGACUCCAGGAGAGGUCCUGGAGUCCCAGACGACCAUGGCUCCUACCACAUCAGCCAGCAGCAGUGCUGAUAGAGCCUCUGCUGGCGGCAGCACCCCCAGAAGUCAGGGUGUCAUCGAGCCCAUGGAUGCAGAAACCCAAGAGAGUAGAACAUAUGCUGACAGGAAACUUGGAGACGAGAAGAAUACAGAGGCAAAUGGGAAGAUGCAGGUGGAUGGCAGGCCGCAGGGAGAUGGAACGCAAACAACCUUGAGGAUGCAGACAGACAAGAAGACACAGGUGAACGUUGUGACACAAGAAGGUGAGAGGGUAGUAUCAGAUAGGAGAUCCCAGGAGGAUGUGAUGGCACAGGGAAGGACAGGGACAAAGGUAGGAGGGACACAGGCAAGUGAGAGGACACAGGAAGACAGGAAGACACUGGCAUAUGCGACGACACAGGAAGACAGAAGGAUACAGGAAGGCAAGGGGACACAGUCAGAGGGGAGCAUACCCACAGCCGUUAAAGGUCAGCCAGAGAAGGAGUCGGUGACCCGCCUCGGCCCACAGCCCAGAGCCCCCAAACUCCCACCUUCAGAGGAUCCUAGGUCUCCUCAAAGUAUUGAAUACUUUGAGCAGACCCCAGAAGGGUCUUGUGUCCCGGAAAAACUUGGUUUCAUGCUCAGAUCUGAAGAAGCAUCAGUAACAGCCUCUGGGAACCAAGAGGAAACUGUGCUGGGUCCCCGGGCAGGGAGCCUCAUGCUCCCAGCACAGCUACCUCCUGAGGGUAGCUUAAUGGGAAGAGAGAGAGAUCAGAGCUGGCAGCGGUCAGGCCCAGUCAAGGACAAGCCAGAGGAUGGCCUGUUCCAGUGCCCCAAGGAGGAGCAGCUGGGCGAGGUGCUGUCUGUGGAUCUGGGCAGCUGUCCUCCCACUGGCCCAAGCCCGGAGGUGCCCACUCUGCCCUCUCUUCCUGGGGCUGGUCUAACUGACAACUCACAGCAGGGGCUGCCCAGCACCCUGGCUUCUCAGCACAUGAGUACUACCUUCCUGCCCUCUGGGGACCAGGCCUUGAUGAGUUCUGUUCCCGCACUGCACCUGGGGCUGGGGACCCCCACCCAGAAUCACCCACCAGAAGCCAUGGCAGCCAGCAAUGAGGGGGCCUGCACCAAGAUGCCCAUUGUGGAAGAGAAGCCCCCAGGCCUCCGGAGCUGCGACCCUGGCCUCAUAGAUUCCCUGAAGAACUACUUGCUUUUGCUGCUGAAGCUGUCCAGCACAGAGACAAGUGCAGGGGGCACAGAGUCCCAGGAGGAUGCUGUCCCCGGGGGCCCAGCACCCUCGGCCAAGCUGGCCCCAACCGUGGAAGUGGCCGGUCUGAGUCCGCGCACGUCUCGGCGCAUCCUGGAGCGCGUGGAGAAUGACCACCUGGUGCAGAGCGCACAGACCCUUCUGCUUAGCCCCUGCACCUCCCGCCGCCUCACCAGCCUCCUGGACCGCGAAGUGCAGGCUGGCCGCCAAGCUCUGGCUGCUGCCCGUGUCCCUGUCCCCAGCCUCCUCACUGUCCCAGCUAUUGUGGUAGGCCAGGAGGAGGGCCCUGAGCUGGCUUCGGUAGAGUCGGGGGAGGGGGAGGCUCCCCUUGAGGGGCUUGGUCUCCUGAGCCCCUCCCAGGAGAGCAGUGUGGAGGAGCUGCCGGCCGAGGCAGGUGGGCAGACAGCCCCUGGUCAGGGGCCACUGUCAGCAGAGAGCAGAACCCAGGAACCUUUCCGAGAAGUCCCAGGGGAGGUGCUGACAGGUCUCCCUGCAGCUACCCCUGAAGAACUGGCUCUGGGGGCCCGGAGGAAGAGGUUUCUCCCUAAGGUCAGAGCAGCAGGAGACGGGGAGGCCACCAAGCCUGAAGAAAGAGAGAGCCCCGUGGUCUCCCCCCGGGGUCCCAGGAAGGGCCUUUCGCCUGGGUCCCCAGGGACUCCCGGGCGGGAGAAACGCUCACCUACCCAGGGUCGAAAGGCGGGCCUGCUGGCGGUGCCACAGGCAGAGGAGGAGCCAGCAGCGGGAGACCUGGGCUCCAGCUCCAAGGCCAGCGAGCUGAAUGCGGAGCUGGCCCUGGAUGAAGGCAAGCAGGAAACUCCAGCCAAGCCGAAGAAAGCCAAGGACCUGCUGAAAGCCCCACAGGUGAUCCGCAAGAUUCGGGUGGAGCAGUUUCCUGAUGCCUCGGGCAGCCUGAAGCUCUGGUGCCAGUUUUUUAACAUUCUCAGUGACUCGGUCUUGACAUGGGCCAAGGAUCAGCGCUCAGUGGGCGAGGUGGGCAGGAGUGCAGAGGACGAGGGGCCGGCAGCCCUGGCCAUCGUGCAGGCGGCCCCUGUGGACUGUGGUGUGUACCGAUGCACCAUCCAAAACGAGCAUGGCUCAGCCUCCACGGACUUCUGCCUCAGCCCUGAGGUUUUGUCAGGAUUUGUCUCCAGAGAAGAAGGUGAAGUUGGAGAAGAGAUCGAGAUGACCCCUAUGGUGUUUGCUAAGGGUCUGGCUGACUCUGGCUGCUGGGGGGACAAGCUCUUUGGGCGCCUGGCAAGUGAGGAGCUACGAGGGAGUGGACGUACGUACGGCCUUCGGAAAGCCUUCCAGGCCAAGGUCAUCUACGGGUUGGAGCCCAUCUUUGAGUCGGGCCGCACGUGCGUCAUCAAGGUGUCCAGCCUGCUGGUGUUUGGGCCCAGCAGUGAGACUUCUCUCCUGGGCAGAAACUAUGACGUCACCAUUCAGGGGUGCAAGAUCCAGAACAUGAGUCGGGAGUACUGCAAAAUCUUUGCAGCUGAAGCCCGGGCCGCACCUGGCUUUGGGGAGGUGCCUGAGAUCAUCCCACUGUAUCUGAUCUACCGGCCUGCAAACAAUAUCCCAUACGCUACCCUGGAGGAGGAUCUGGGCAAACCCCUGGAGACUUACUGUUCCCGGGAGUGGGGCUAUGCCGGGGCGCCAGCAUCGUCUAGCAGCUCAGAAGCCAUGCAGAAGUGCCAGACCUUCCAGCACUGGCUAUAUCUGUGGACGAAUGGCAGCUUUCUGGUGACAGAUCUGGCAGGGGUUGACUGGAAGGUGACUGAUGUGCAGAUCGCCACCAAGCUGCGAGGAUACCAAGGCCUCAAGGAGAGCUGUUUCCCUGCCCUGCUGGACCAGUUUGCCUCUUCUCACCAGUGCAACACCUUCUGUGAGAUGCUGGGGCUGAAACCCCUCAAGGGUCCCGAGGCUGCCCACCCCCAAGCCAAGGCCAAAGGCUCCAAGAGUCCAUCUGCCGGCAGAAAGGGACCCCAACUGAGUCCUCAGCCCCAGAAGAAAGGCAUCCCCAGUCCCCAGGGCACCCGGAAGAACGCCCCAAGCUUCAAGGCCACUCCUCAGGCCUCAGGGGCAGUCGCUACGCAGUUACUGGGACAGCCUCUCAUCCAUGAGGAGGGCUCCAAGGCCCAGGGCACACGGUAGCCCCCACAGGAGGCUGGGGGCCUCCACCCAGCAGCAAACCAACAAGGAAGCAGCUCGAACUGGUGGAGACUUUCCCAAUACAGACGAACCAGAGAAGGUGCACUGAGAAGGCUCCAUUUAGGGGGCCUCUCCGAGCAUCCUCUCCUCAGUGAGCUGCUCAGUCAGAUGGCUUUGGUGCAUGGCACACAGCCCAGUGGCAUCUCCUGGUGCCAUGUGACCCAGGGCUUCUAGGCCCCACCUCCAAGUGCCCCGGGGGCUGAGGCCCUCCUUGAAGUUUACACUGGCUACUGCUGCAGGCUCCCCGAGUCCUCUGCAUGAAUUCUGCACCCUAACCCCUCGCCCCAGGCAGACGGUGUCCUCUGGGGCACACAGGCUGGCACUUACCCUCAGCCCUCUGCUUGGCGCUGGUCUUUCUCUGUCCUCAGGGCUCCAGACUUCCUCUGCUGUGUCUGGCCUGGUGACUCUCAGGGUGUCUUCUUCUGGCUACUUUGCCUCAUUCAUCCCAGCUUACCCUGCAACUAACUUGUCCCUGAGCCUAGGUGGGGCUCAGGGCCCUUGCCGAACCUGUCAUGUCCUUGUGCGGUGGUCUUUGGUGACGUGUGUUCUUGCUCUUCCUUCCCUCAUCACUCAGGCACUCACCUGCUUCCCGUGCUUUCUUGCACCCCACCUCCCCAUUCCUGGCUUUGAGCCCAGUUGCCGCCUACUGCCUGCUCUUUGCUCACUUUGCUUGUCCCCUUAUCUGAUGGCUCCCUAGCCUGCCCCAGAAUCCUACCCACCAGGACCCAGGUGAGGGGCAGACUGUCUGGCCUCUAGUCCACCCCUGUCUACUCCUCCCCUACUUCUCCCAGGCGCUCUGCCCAUGGGUGAGAGCUGACAUGAGAGUCGUGUCAGCAGCUGUGGCCAGAGAGAAGGUGUGGACUUGGAGGGACAUUGUGCUCCUUACUGAAAGGAGGUAGGGUCCUGUGAAUUUCACAUCCCCUCCUCACCAGGGACGGAGGGCUGGGACUCUUCUCCACAGGGAGGUAGUAUGGGAAUUCCAGGAAGGAUGUAAGCCAUCCACGCCUGGGUAGAGAGGUGUCUCUGUGCCCAGGACUUAGGACCCCUGCCCCCAACCAUUAGCUCUGAUGCUGGAGCUCCAGCUCUACGCCCUCAUAUAUGGGCUCCCAAGGAAUUGCUGUGCUCCGCACCCUGGGUCCUUCCUGAGAGCCCCUGCUGGGGGCCCUGGAAGGGGUGGGUCUGGAGCUAGCCUGCUCCCUUUGAAAUGCAAUAAAGGCAGCAACUGUGUUUCCUGCUCACCCUCAUCUGGUUUGGUUGUAGGUGUAUGGGCUCAGGGUCCCAUCUCCCCAGGCAGGUUCUCCCAGGGCGACCUACAGUCCUUGGGCCCACUGGAAAAAUGAAUCCAUGUUUUGGCUCCUGAAUUGAUGUGCAGUCUCAGCCUUAUGUGGGCACAGCUCAGUCGUCUGUGCUUUUUGUGCAAUUGUGCUGAUGGCUUGUGCCCCUUAGCAGGGUGUCUGGGGACUUGGGCCCGGAUUGGAAUUGCUCCUUCAUGUGGGAGAGGAACACAAAGGAACCCAGGUGGGAAAAGCAAAGCUGGGGGCUCAGGGGAAACACCAGUGUCUGGCUACCUCUGCUGCAGCCAGCCCAGCCCAGGGAACAGCCAGCGUUUGCCUCUCAGCCACUCACUGAUCCUUUCCUGCCUUUCAAACAGUAGAGAGGCUUCUCAAUCCCAGCCCUCCUUGCCACACCCCCAGGGCCUUUCUCUUGCCUGAUGUUUAUCUCCUCCCAUCUUGAGCUUUCUGACUUCUCUGCCUUUCGUGCUCAGGUGACUUUUUCCUCUUGCCCCAAGGUGCUUCCAGCUCUCAGCCUGCCUAUACAGAUUGCCUUGCUGAACCAGAGCUGGAAUAUUGUUUACUUGUUUAUUCAUUCAUUCAUUUAGCAGACAGAGAGAGCACCUACUUUAUGCCAGACCCUGAGCUGACAGCUCUUGAGGGGCAAAGAUGUAUGAAGCAGUCUCAAAAGAUACUCUUUCUGUUAGGUUUCUGGGGUUUUGAGCAACAGAAGUGGACUCAGACCAAUUUAAGGAAAAAAAAGGGUUCGUGGGAAGGGUGUUGUAGUAGCUCACAGAACCAGGGAAUAGCUGAGCAACUGGCCUUGAGAAGUGGGGCCAGGGUAGCUCUAAGCCUGCCUUCCAGGAGCUGCUGCUGCUGGCAGGUCAAUACCAACCAGCUGUCUGUCACAGUGGGUCCCGGUUUGUUCAAGAUCCAAGUUCCUGGCCUGGAGUUAAGGGCCUCCUGGAGUGAGAGAGAGGCAGUUCUCCAAAGGAUGGAAAUUCUUUCCAGAAGAAUGGCAGAGAGCAGGAGGGUAGAAAGGGCUCGGUGGGUAACAACAAAAGAUACUCCCACACACGCAUGCGUGUUGUGCUUCCCGUCUGAUGUAUUAAUGACUCUUCCACAUACAACCCAAAACAAAUUCUUCUCUGCUAAGGGAGACCAUUCAAGGUCACGUCCAGUGACUAAGUCCAAGGGUAAUGACUAGGGCUACCAUUCUCCAAAGUCUAGUUUCACUAGUGAUACUCUGCUUUCUUUUAUCACAAUCCCAUUUUGAAAUUCUGCAACCUGUGGAUUAAGUGGUAAAAUUAACCAUUUUUAAUCAAAAUUAUAUAACUGCAGGAAAGCACAUGUGGGUAAAGGCUGCAGUCCAUCUGUUGCUGGUCAUGAGAACUAGCGUUUAUAACUAGUGAUUUUUGCCUGUUGGAGUGACCUGAAUCUUCAGUAUCGAAGUCCAGCUCCUUGGUGGUCUUGCCUGGGUGGCAGCAUUUCUCAUUGGGUGUGGCAGUACCAGGAACACUCUAGGAACCCCUCACGUCCGCUUGUACCCAUACCCCUUUUCUGUAACAGGAUGCAUAUUUUUUCUUGAUAGAGUUAAUCAUCCUAGCUGCUCCCAUGAUCUCUUGUUCUGUGUCAUUCAGAGAGAUGAGGAGCCUGAAAUGGCCAGACGCCUCAGCUUCCAGUUCGCUUGAGGGAUUACUGUGAUUUUUGGGAAAAUACUUCCUUGGGGGACUAAAGCUUCUACACCAGCCCGGUCCCAAACCUUGGGUAUGAGAAAAGCAUUGAGAUGUAAUAACACAUCCCUCUCCACUCUGUUUCCUAGCCUGUAGAAGAAAUAGCACCAUGACUUGGUUGCCAGUUCAGAGCUUAUGUUACAACCUGUGGGCCUGACCCAACCUUGCAAGGUAUUGUUUCUCAGCUGGCACCAUAGCUGGGUUUUCAGCAAACCAUUUCAUUAUACUCUCAAGCUAACUGCUUCCAGACUGGGGAGAUCCUGACAAGAUGAAUGAGAGCCCUUGGCAUCAACCCAUUACUUUACUUUUGCUGUAAAAUGAGUUAUUUGGUUGAAUGCAAUAUGCGGGGAUGCCACAGUGAUGUUGACAGCCUUUUGGUAAUUCCAUGGAUAUUGAUGGCGGGAGAGGCGUGAUGGGUAAGGGAAGCAAAAAAGUCCUACCCUCUUAAGCCAUGCAUUGGUGUAGGUUGAGGGGAGCCCAGCAGCAAGGCAGGAGAAAGCGUUGUGGGAGAGUGAGGGAGCAGCCCCCAGACACGGCUGACAUAGUCAGCCAUGCCUGACUAUGGCUGGGUGGGUCAGACCCUGCCUCAUGAGGGGCAGCGUGUCCAUCUGGUAUGCUCGCAGUUCAACGUUUAGGCUCCUUGUGAGCCCAGUGGUCAGCCAGAGGCCAUGUCUCAAAAGGGUAAUAGUUACUUUUUGGCCUGAGCAUCACUCGGUUCCAAACCAUAGGUUCCUCUUCUGUAUUUUUCUGACCAGGACUCACCCUAAGUGUCAUAGAGCACUCUGCUCCGCCACAGGCUCCAUGUCAUUCCCCAACAUGCCUCAAGCACCACUGAAUCUGCCGGGCCGUGAGGCCUGGUGGCAGAGCUGUGUUAUAAAGGCUUUCUCAGCUGAAGAGCCUUCACUUGCUCUAGGCCCAACCAAAGGUGGAAGUCUAAGUUAAUCAGUGAAUGGAUUGGAGCAAGAUGUCCCAGAGUGACAGUUUUGCCUGGAAUUGGGCCUUAGUAGUAAGGGAUUCAAAAUGCAAUAAUUCGUUUUAUGUUAUGGGGGGAAAUAUUCUGACCUCAACAGACCCAUUGACCCCCCCUGGAACUUUAUCAAGGGGGCAGAUCUUUGCAUUUUAACAUGAUUUAUCUCCCAUAUCUGACUCAUGUUAUGUCUUACCAAGGCAUUUAGGGAAAUUGAUGAUCUCCAGGCCCUGUUGCCAUGAUGCCAUCAGUGCAAUACUACAUUGUGGUGGUAAGGUCACUGUCCCUGUGAGCCGGGCUGUGUCAUAGAGCUGGACAGUUAAGAUAGUCUAUAUGUUUAAGCCAGGGCAGCAGUGGACUACUGCUGUCCUACCGAUGAAGAUAACUUGCUUCUGAUGUUCUUUGUUCAUCAGAAUAGAGGAAAAAAAUGAAUUCAUUAGUUCAGAGGAUUUAUACCAAAUGCCAGGAGCUGGAUAAAUUCGCUUUAGCAAGAAGAUCAUCUCUGGCACAGCACCUGCAAUUGGAGUCAUCACUAUGAAAGUUUACAACAGCCCAAAGACCUCCUGGUGUCUUGCACUGGCCGAGCUGAACUGCGGUAGGAACCACUGUGACUCACUCUCGAGUCCUUGGUGGUAUGCUACUGUCUCUAGCUACCCCGGGGGUACAGUAUUACUUUUGGUUUACCAUUUUGCUAGGGAGGGAGAAUUCUAAUGGCUUGUACUCGUCCUGUCCUGCCACAGUCGCUCUUACCCCCCAAAUCAGAGAGCCAUUGUGGGAUUUAUGCCUAUUUCAGAACUUAUCCAUUUCAGCUGUACCCUCAAAAUAACCCCUGGUUGGCUUUGAGAUUCCACUGGGUCCACUGUAGCAUAGAACUUGGUCUAUUAAUCAUCCCCGUUAAUUGGCAGACUUCAUCUUUUCCAUUGUUCCCGGAAAUUAGACUUAGCUUGGAGCUGGUGUCCUACAGAACCCCUCUCCCCAAGUUUGGGUGUUUUUCCUUCCCUUCUACAGUUCCCAGAUAUAUGAUUAUGGAUGCCUUUGGGGAAGGCUGCAAGGAAGGUUUGCAAUAUGCAUCUGAGUGUUGAAAUGAGGUUUCCCUUCAAAGAUAUUUGGCUUUGUCUCCAUUGAAGGUUUGGAAAUUAAGUGGGAGAUGUUGGUAGCUUGACCCAGACCUGUUUGCCCAACCAGAAGUCCUUAGUCGUGGUGGUAACGAGGUAACAUCUUAAGAGUCUUCUGGUCUUUUACAUUCCUGGGACCCAACAAUUGGCCAGCCACAGCUAGAGGCCUGGUUUCCCUGCCCACGCUUGUUGUGGUGACUCCCAUACUGUGUCCUUCUCUCUACCUCUGCUGCUGAGAUCAAGGAACUCAUUUCCAUGGCAGCUCUCCCAACCAGCAUUCCAGGCCUGGAGAGGAAAGCCAGCAGAGCCUCGCCAGUUUAUUUCUUAUGGCAAGGAGCAAGACCAUCCGGGUCCUGCCAGAGGACAGUGAGGGUGGAUGGAUUGGAUGCAUGCUGAGGACCCAAUAAAGCAUUCUUGCCUCCUGAAAUCUGUGAGUUCCUGCCUUUCUCAGACUUUUGGUAUUUUGAUAUAGUUUAGCAUGAUCAACAUUUGUUCCAGGUUUGUAGUAUUCAGUGCCCUCUGCCUCUAUGCCCCCGAAAUGGUAAGAACUCUUAUCUGGCUGUUUGAGUUUCUACUUUACAGAAUCUCUGGUGAGUGAACAUAUCAAAACAUAUAACCUGCACCAAAAUUAUGUACUGCUCCCUUGGUCAAACAGUCUUAGAAUGAGUUUCUAUCAAUUUUCCCUGUAUUUUUUGACAGUGUAUAUUAUCUAGUUCAUACAGUUUCUUCUGGGUAUAACUUCCUUUUCGUGAUCUGAAUCUGCCUGUCAUCCCCUGGGCUGUGUUAAGUGUGGAGUCUCGUUACUAGCAGAUCAGCUGCAUAGUGUGGGUCAGGGUCUGGGUCUCAGUUUUGUAACGUGAUGACCAUUGAGCUGAUCAAACUCAGGGAGGCCCUCUCAUUCACUAAACUUACCAGAAAAUGGAAUUUGUACACCAGAAACUCGAUUUGCUAAUUUUUAAUGAGAAAUUUAGCCAUCCAGGGGACUAGACACUAGUGUUUACCCGACAAGUAAAUUCUUCCCUUCUUUUUCUGAAAGAAAAAGCUUAAGGGUAUCCAUUAUGAGAAGGUCGUUUAGUGAGCUUAGAACAGGUCAGACAAAUCCUUAGUUCAGAUCCAGCUUUUCUAGCCAUGUGAAUUUGAGCUUGUUGCUCAACAUCUCUGACCUGAGGUGCUUUAUCUUUUUAAAAAUCUUUUCACUAAUACAUAUAGACCACCUAUCAUAUGUGAUAAUUCUCUGUCAUGGGUGCAUAAUAGUGAACGAAAUAGACAUACACUCCUCUCUGAAGAAGUUCACAGUGUGGUGGGGUAGCCAAACACUAAACAAACAUACCAAUAAGUGUAAAAUGGCAAAUGUAGUACUAAGUGCUAUGAAGCAGAAGAAUGAGAGAGAAUCCCAGCAGGGGGUGGGGCCUAAAUUAGACUGAGAGUCUUAGGAGCCAGUCUGAGGGGGUGAUAUUUGAGCUGAGAUCUGAAGGAUGUUGGUGAGAGGAAGGGGAAGGUGGGGAAGCGUUGCACCAGGAGAGGAAACAGUCUGUGCAAGGGUCCUGCGUCAGGUUACGGUAAGGGCAGAAUGAAAACUCGUGUGAUGCGUGCAGGUAAUCAAGAGGACUGUCAUGUCGCAGUAUGAGGCUCUGGGGGAGGGCCAAGCACAGGACAUCUGCAGUGGGCACUAAGGGCAGCGGUGCCAUCAGGUGGGAUCAGUUACAACUGGAAAUAAUAGAGAAGCCCGCGAGUGACAGUGGUUUUAAGCUAGAGAAAGCUAUUUCUUCCUCGGCAAGAAGUCUGUAGUAGGAGGAGAUCUGGAUGUGAGCCACCUAGGGCCGGCAUGGCAGCUCUAGGAUGUCGUCGGAACCGAGGCUUCUCUCUGCUCUGUCUUCUCAACCCAACCAAGGGUAAUAAUUGAUCCUAAGUGCAACAUCAUGAAUAGAAGAACUAAAAUAGUAAUGCAGCUGUCAAACACUACACAGUUAAAUCUUCGUGUAUAUAGUGGUAAACAGAUAACAUCUAAAGUUGAAAAUAAAAUAUCUAUAUUUAUGUAUCA